AUGGCGGACCAAUGGACAAUCAAAGUCAAGAUUGUCGGCAUGGACAACGAUGCCAUCAACAGCAAGAAAGGCACUAAGUGGAAAGUUGGAGAUGACCUGACUCUUCAGAUUGAGGGUCAUGCGACGGUCAACAUGCUAAAGCAGCGCGUUGCGCUCAUUGUCAUGGCGCACCCGAAGUUCCAGUCGUUGUCCUUCAAAGGCAGCGAGCCACUGGAGGAAACCACGAAACUACAAGACGUGGAGGGCUUCGGGAACGGCCAGACCAUGGAGCUGACGGUGGCAGUGCCUCCAGAGCCGGAGGCACCUCCGGUGGUGCUGUCAGAUGAUGAAGGCUUGGUUACUGCAGAGGAGGAGCCGCUGCCUCCGAUGCCCUCCGCCGAACUCCUUAGCAAGGAGCUGAAUGAUGAUGAGGCUGACAAGCAAGGUGAGCUGAAAAGCAAGGCAGCAGAUGCCUUAGAGGACGGGGACCUCGGGACCGCCGUGGAGAAGUUUACAGAGGCCAUGAUGCUGGGAGGCGUCUCGGCUAUGAUGCUGGCGAAGCGGGCAGACAUGCUGUUGAAGCAGAAGCGCUACAAGGCCGUCGUGGCCGAUGCCACCAAAGCCUUGGAGCUCAACCCGGACAGCGCCAAGGCCUACCGAGCGCGGGGCAAGGCUCGGCGCUUCCUGGGGGAGUAUGCUCCGAGCUCCGCAGACUUUGCGGAGGCGCAGAAGAUUGAUUACGACGAUGGCGUGGUUGACAUCCACAAGUACGUACAGACUCGCGUGGAGAAGAUCAGGCUGAAGGCCUUGCAGGAUGCAAAGAAGGCCGAGUCGGAGGCAGCGGGCGCAUGA
Messenger RNA from Effrenium voratum, 831 nucleotides. Lineage: Eukaryota; Dinophyceae; Suessiales; Symbiodiniaceae. The record is from the annotation of a GenBank genome assembly.